Messenger RNA from Vitrella brassicaformis, 905 nucleotides. The record is from the annotation of a GenBank genome assembly. Lineage: Eukaryota; Vitrellaceae.
CAGGCUGUCGCGGGAACGCCUCGUAGCUGACCUCAAGCAUCACACGCUGCUGAGGAUCCAUGUACCGAACCUCAGACGGAGACACGCUGAAGAAGCUGUGGUCGAACGACAUGACAUUGCCAUCCGACGGCAGGAAGGCGCCCUCGCGGACGUAGCACUUGCCAGGCGCGUCCGGAUCGGCGUCAUACAUGGCCUCCAUGUUCCAUCGAGACAAAGGCACCUCACCCAUGCAGUCCAUGCCCUCACUCAGCAUCUGCCACAAGCCACCCAGACACAUACUCCCGCCGGGCAGACGGCAAGCGGUGCCGACCACGGCCAGAUCAACCGAUGACGGGCCGGUAGCAAGCUGGGGACCCACCAGCCGGGAGGCAUCAGACGAUGCCUGAGAGGCAGGGUGGUCUGACCCUUGGCCCUUGACGCUGCGCUGGACCUCACCGAAGAUGAACUCGAUGAUGGCUCCGAGGGUGGGGUAGUCGAAGAGCGUCGUGGCGGGGAGCCUGACGCCCAGCUUGUUGGACAAGGCGUUGCGGAACUCGACGGCUCCCAGCGAGUCGAUGCCCAGCUCCUGCAGCGGCGCGUCAAGGGGAGGGAGAUCGGUCUCGGCCACGUGGCCGAGGACUUCGGUGGGCGUUUCCAACACGGUGGCCUUGACGAAGGCCCGCAGGUCGUCUGCGGUCAUGCUCCUGAGCUUGUUGCGCAGCUCACUGUCCAUGAGCAUACUGGCGUCGCCGGUGCCAGACGAGGGCGAGAUGUUGUCGAAGAAUGCAGGCACGAGCUCAUAGCGACGAAGGAAGACAUUCCAGUCGCCGAAGGGCUGGCACCCCACCACGCUGCUGGUAGUGCUGUGGGUGGUGGUGUUGACGAGGCAGAGGUCAUUGAGCACCCGAAGGCCCAGGUCGUUGGUG